AUGGUCCUAGAAAACACUCAAACAGACCCCAUCCCCCCUUCGGGCGCUGAAGCAACCAACGACAGUGACAGCACCCCAAACACAAAAUACCAGUACCACUCGCUCUACAUAAAACGCGACCUCAUCGCCAACCCGGACCCGUUCACUCUCUACUUCGGAUUCUUCGGACGGUGGAACUAUGACCGAAAAGUAACCGCCAAUGUACUCCGUCGAGUCGAAAACGCCCGGGUGCUAAUCCAGCGCCUCCCCACACAAGACGAACUAGAUGCGAUGGUAACACACAGCAGUCGCAGUUUAUACCAGGAGCGGAUCGGCGCGCCAUUGGGAUUCCUUGGCGGAUCAACGCUUCUGUGGAUGCAGGCCAAGAAAUCGGAGUUGUAUCCAACUUAUUUCCCCAAGCCUUCGGGUCCGGAGGGGAAGAUGCCGUCCCCCACGGAGAUUCUGCAGGCCGCGAAGAGGUUUAUCGUUGCUGAGCCGACUGUGGCGAGACGGGCGGUUUUUGUGACGGGUUUCAAAUUGUUGUUCUAUAGUGUGGCGGGCGCGACGUUGUCGAGUGUUUAUGCGGUUUAUAAGGAGACGAGGAAUACGAUGGCGGAUUCGCGAUUGAAGGAGUUCUUGGCGGAUUUGAAAAAGCAGAAUCCCGAGGAGAUAAGAAGAAGGCAGAUGGAGUCCAGGGGGCGGAGAUCGAUGGGUGAGCAACAGGGAGUUGUCGAGAUGGAUCACGGUGGUGAUUAUGCUUCGGAGUAUUCUGGUGGCGACGUCCAAUCUACGGCGGUAUCUGUCGCUGAUCGUCGCCCGGUAUUAGAACCUGUUGGUGGUGGUGGUGGUGGAUUGGGUGCCGAUCACGGCCGUGGAGGAGAUUUCUUCGAUGAGGAUGAUGCUAGCCCCACGGCACCUGAGUAUAGAACCAAUAGGGGCACACAGGCUGGUUACUCUCAGGGAGGUGCUUGGGAGCGGAUUCGACAACAGAAUGCUUCCGCACCUGCUCAGUCUAGCCGUCAGGAUACAUCCGGCCAGCAGCCACAGUGGGACUCGUGGAGCCCCUCAUCAUCAGAGAGUGACAAGCAGCGGGAGCGGGAGCAAGCUCGUGCUGAAUUUGAGCGAUUAUUGGACGCAGAAAGGAAUAUUGGACAAGAGUCGGCGGGCGAAGGGCGCAAUAGAGGUUGGGGAAAGUGGAAUUGA
Messenger RNA from Aspergillus bombycis, 1182 nucleotides. Its product is annotated as putative endo-1,3(4)-beta-glucanase. The record is from RefSeq and is a predicted model, not a curated record. Bases 1 to 1182 code for a protein of 393 amino acids. The transcript has a single exon. Lineage: Eukaryota; Fungi; Ascomycota; Eurotiomycetes; Eurotiales; Aspergillaceae.